CGGACCAAUUCUAAAGGAUAAUUCAGUGAAAGAGAGGAGUAUUCCCACUUGGUUUCUUGUCUGUUUCCUUAAGCUUUUCACUUUUUUGAGUAUCUCUUGCAAGCCAACUAUAAGCGUAGUGGAAGAAGUCGGAUAAAGGCUGAGUUGAGAGUUUUGGGAUGGCUUUGGUCUAUCUGUUUGUUUUCUUUGUUCUUUCACACCUUUUGGUUCACUCGGCCGAAGAAGGGAAUUGGAAUCACCCAAAUUGUCCAUUUUUUCAUUGUGGAAAAUUCGGCAGUAUCGGCUUCCCAUUUACCAAUAGCAUAAACUCAUAUUGCGGUUUAUUCCCAGUAGAUUGUGAUGAAACAACUCCAUUGAUCCAACUAGGGAGAGAUGGAAAAUCAUAUAAUGUCCUAAACAUCUCUCAGUCUAACACCAGUUACGCCACCAUACGUGUCAAGGACCAAGUGCUUCAGGAGCACUUGAAUCUCCGUAGAUGCAAAUUGUUAUCCACUUUGACCUUUCCCAACUCUCCCUUUGUCUCUUUUGAAGUCACCACUCCCAAUCAGACUCUGUUUAAAUGCAAACACACUCUCAAUCUCACUACCCCUAGAAAUUUUAAAAAUACGAGCUGCAAUGACUAUAAUAUCUACUAUAGUCACUCAAACCAUACUUCUCCCAGUUUUCCACCUGAAUGUUCAAUUAUUCAGCUCCCAAAAAGUGGGACUUCACCUGCUGAUGCUGACCUGUACGCACUCUUAACCGCUGAUUUCAACCUCGAAGUGCAUGUGUCUCGUGAUUGUAUCAGUUGUUAUAACAGAGGAGGUCAAUGUCAGAAUUCUGGAGGAGAAGAAUUUAAUUGUGCCAGUGCAAAGAAAGGUACAGGGUUUAACAAAAGGGCAAUAGUGAUAACAUUAGUCACUUCAUUAUCUGGAAUUGGUGUUCUAGUGGUCAUAAUCUGCUACUUCUUGGGAAAGCUCUCAUUUAAUAAAAUUUGGAAUAAAGAAAAUCCGACGUAUCAGAACGUAAAAGCCUUUUUAGGGAGCCAUGGACCACUUGGUAUUAGAAGAUACAAAUAUUCAGAUAUAAAGAAAAUUACUAACUCCUUUAAAGAUAAAUUAGGCCAAGGUGGCUAUGGUGAUGUAUAUAAAGGAAAGUUACAAGAUGGUUGUUUUGUGGCUGUGAAAGUUUUGAAAGAAUCAAAAGGCAAUGGAGAGGAAUUCCUUAACGAAGUUGCAAGCAUUAGUAGGACCUCCCAUGUUAACAUUGUCACUCUUAUGGGUUUUUGCUUUGAAGAAUCUAAAAGAGCUCUCAUUUAUGAGUUUGUGCCAAAUGGAUCUCUUGAAAAGUUCAUAUAUAAAGAAAAUCCCUCAAAUGUUGACAUUCAAUUGGGAUGGGAAACAUUAUACAAUAUUGCAAUUGGCAUUGGUCAAGGAUUAGAGUACUUGCAUAAAGGUUGCAACACACGAAUCUUGCACUUUGACAUAAAGCCUCACAACAUUCUUUUGGAUGAAAACUUCAAUCCAAAGAUUUCUGAUUUUGGCCUCGCAAAAAUAUGCCCUAGAGAAAAAAGUAUCAUAUCAAUGGUGGGUGCAAGAGGGACUAUAGGAUAUAUAGCUCCAGAAGUAUUUUGUAGAAAUUUUGGAGGGGUCUCUCAUAAAUCAGAUGUUUAUAGUUAUGGAAUGAUGGUUUUAGAAAUGGUUGGGGUAAAGAAUAUUGAUGUCAGUGGUGAUUGUACUAGUGAAGUAUAUUUUCCACAUUGGAUUUACAAGCGCCUUGAAUUAAAAGAAGAACUAGGACUGAAGGGCAUUCUGAAUGAAGCAGACCAAGAUGGUGCAAUGAAGAUGAUAAUAGUAAGUUUGUGGUGCAUACAGACCAACCCCACAAACCGGCCACCUAUGAGUAUAGUGGUGGAUAUGUUGGAAGGGAGCCUAAACUCUUUGCAAAUCCCUCCCAAUCCUUUUUUGUCUUCCCCUCCAAGAUCACCGAUUUCGUCAUUACAAUAUGAUUCCAAGUCCUCAAAUACAUCUCUUCCUCCAAGGCAAACCUUGAGUCUAGGCGGUAACGAAAUUUGUGAAAUGUAAUUAUUCUGAGCUUGUCAAUGAUGACUCUUUCUUUGUUGCUUAUUAUAUGCUCUAAAACCAGGUUUUAUGG
This is a messenger RNA of Quercus lobata, 2133 nucleotides long. Its product is annotated as LEAF RUST 10 DISEASE-RESISTANCE LOCUS RECEPTOR-LIKE PROTEIN KINASE-like 2.3. Bases 159 to 2063 code for a protein of 634 amino acids. The record is from RefSeq and is a predicted model, not a curated record. Gene Ontology annotation, molecular function: polysaccharide binding; protein kinase activity; ATP binding. Lineage: Eukaryota; Viridiplantae; Streptophyta; Magnoliopsida; Fagales; Fagaceae. Gene Ontology annotation, biological process: protein phosphorylation. The transcript has 3 exons.